CUGCCGCCGCGGCUAGCCCUGGCUACCGGCUGAGCACCCUCAUCGAAUUUCUACUGCACCGGGCCUACUCGGAGCUCAUGGUGUUGACGGAUCUACUGCCAAGGAAAUCUGAUGUGGAAAGGAAAAUAGAAAUAGUGCAAUUUGCUAGCCGGACACGUCAACUCUUUGUUCGAUUACUAGCUUUAGUAAAGUGGGCUAAUAAUGCUGGUAAAGUGGAAAAAUGUGCGAUGAUCUCGAGCUUUUUAGAUCAACAAGCCAUCUUGUUUGUGGACACUGCUGAUCGCCUGGCCUCAUUAGCUAGAGAUGCUCUGGUCCACGCACGCCUACCUAGUUUUGCCAUCCCAUAUGCCAUUGAUGUACUGACUACUGGGUCUUACCCACGGCUGCCAACUUGCAUUAGGGAUAAAAUUAUUCCUCCAGACCCAAUUACCAAAAUUGAGAAACAAGCCACACUUCACCAACUGAACCAGAUUCUUAGACAUCGACUUGUAACCACUGAUCUUCCUCCUCAGUUAGCAAAUCUUACAGUUGCAAAUGGCCGGGUGAAGUUUCGAGUUGAAGGAGAAUUUGAAGCCACCUUGACUGUAAUGGGAGAUGAUCCUGAUGUUCCAUGGCGUCUUCUCAAGCUAGAAAUUCUAGUAGAGGAUAAGGAAACAGGAGAUGGGCGAGCCUUGGUUCAUAGCAUGCAAAUCAACUUUAUCCAUCAGCUGGUGCAGUCUAGGCUCUUUGCUGAUGAGAAACCUCUUCAGGACAUGUACAACUGCCUACAUUCUUUCUGCUUAUCACUUCAGUUAGAAGUGCUACAUUCCCAAACUCUAAUGUUAAUCCGAGAGAGGUGGGGAGACCUUGUGCAGGUGGAGAGGUAUCAUCCUGGAAAGUGCCUCUCCCUCUCAGUUUGGAAUCAACAGGUUCUUGGGAGAAAAACAGGGACAGCAUCUGUUCACAAAGUUACAAUUAAAAUCGAUGAGAAUGAUGGUUCUAAGCCUUUACAGAUUUUUCAUGAUCCUCCUUUGCCAGCUUCUGAUUCCAAAUUAGUAGAAAGAGCCAUGAAGAUUGAUCACUUAUCAAUAGAAAAACUCCUGAUUGACAGCGUUCAUGCACGAGCUCAUCAGAAGCUCCAGGAACUGAAGACCAUUCUUAGAGGCUUCAAUGCAAAUGAAAACUCUUCCAUAGAGACUGCACUUCCAGCUCUUGUUGUUCCCAUCUUGGAGCCCUGUGGUAAUUCGGAGUGUCUGCACAUUUUUGUAGAUUUGCAUUCUGGAAUGUUCCAAUUGAUGCUUUAUGGACUUGACCAGGCCACUUUGGAUGACAUGGAGAAGUCUGUGAAUGAUGAUGUGAAACGGAUUAUUCCUUGGAUUCAACAACUUAAGUUUUGGCUUGGACAACAGCGUUGCAAACAAUCUAUAAAACAUCUGCCUACAAUAAGCACUGAAACAUUGCAGCUGUCCAAUUACUCAACUCAUCCUAUUGGAAAACUUUCUAAGAAUAAGCUGUUCAUUAAACUUACUCGUCUUCCACAGUACUACAUUGUUGUAGAGAUGUUAGAGGUUCCCAAUAAACCCACACAGCUGUCAUACAAGUACUACUUCAUGUCUGUGAGUGCUGGGGAGCGUGAAGACAGCCCUGUCAUGGCACUCGUGCUGCAGCAGUUCAAGGACAACGUCCAGGAAUUGAUCUUACGUACAAAAACCGGGAAACAGCCUAGAACCAGCACCAAGCGCAAGUUGUCUGAUGAUUUAUGUCCAGUAGAACCUAAGAAAACCAAACGAUCAGGAGAAAUGUGUGCCUUCAAUAAAAUUCUAGCUCACUUUGUUGCUGUGUGUGAUACAAAUAUGCCAUUUGUAGGACUUCAGUUGGAGUUGUCCAAUCUGGAGAUUCCACACCAAGGAGUGCAAAUGGAAGGUGAUGGCUUCAGCCAUGCAAUUCGCUUAUUGAAAAUUCCUCCCUGUAAGGGUGUAAAUGAGGAAACCCAGAAGGCUCUGGAACGCUCUCUCCUCGAUUGCACUUUCCGAUUGCAAGGUAGAAAUAAUCGCACGUGGGUGGCAGAGUUAGUGUUUGCAAAUUGUCCGCUUAAUGGCACUUCUACCAGGGAACAAGGACCAUCCCGGCAUGUUUAUCUAACAUAUGAAAACCUGUUGUCUGAACCCGUUGGUGGUAGAAAAGUGGUUGAGAUGUUCCUUAAUGACUGGAACAGCAUUGCACGAUUAUAUGAGUGUGUGUUGGAAUUUGCACGUUCUCUACCAGACAUACCUGCUCAUCUAAAUAUUUUCUCAGAAGUUCGUGUUUAUAAUUACCGAAAACUUAUCUUGUGUUACGGAACCACCAAGGGAAGCUCAAUUAGUAUCCAGUGGAAUUCCAUACAUCAGAAAUUUCACAUUUCUUUGGGAACUGUUGGUCCAAACUCAGGUUGCAGUAACUGUCACAAUACCAUUCUCCAUCAGCUUCAAGAAAUGUUCAACAAAACACCAAAUGUGGUUCAGUUAUUACAGGUACUGUUUGAUACUCAGGCUCCAUUAAAUGCCAUCAACAAACUCCCCACUGUGCCGAUGUUGGGCUUGACCCAGAGAACCAACACUGCCUACCAGUGCUUCUCCAUUCUGCCACAGUCGUCCACCCACAUCAGACUGGCCUUCAGGAACAUGUACUGCAUUGAUAUAUACUGCCGGAGUCGAGGCGUUGUGGCAAUACGGGAUGGUGCCUAUAGUCUUUUUGAUAAUAGCAAGUUAGUUGAAGGAUUUUAUCCUGCACCAGGACUAAAGACAUUCCUGAAUAUGUUUGUUGACAGCAAUCAGGAUGCUCGAAGAAGGUCUGUAAAUGAGGACGAUAACCCCCCUUCUCCCAUAGGAGGAGAUAUGAUGGAUUCUCUAAUCUCACAACUCCAGCCACCGCCACAGCAGCAGCCAUUUCCAAAGCAGCCAGGAUCAUCAGGCGCUUAUCCUCUUACUUCACCUCCUACAUCUUAUCAUAGCACAGUUAGUCCAUCUCCCUCUAUGAUGCACACACAGUCUCCAGGAAAUCUGCAUGCUGCCAGCUCCCCCAGUGGGGCUUUGAGAGCCCCAUCACCAGCGUCAUUUGUUCCAACUCCUCCCCCAUCCUCGCAUGGACUCUCAAUAGGACCAGGGGCCAGUUUUGCUAGUCCACAUGGAACUCUGGACCCCAGUUCUCCAUACACUAUGGUGUCACCAAGUGGACGAGCAGGGAACUGGCCAGGGUCUCCUCAAGUGUCUGGCCCCUCACCAGCAACACGGUUACCUGGAAUGUCACCAGCCAACCCAUCACUACAUUCUCCAGUUCCAGAUGCUUCUCAUUCCCCUAGAGCUGGAACAAGUUCUCAAACGAUGCCAACAAACAUGCCCCCACCUCGUAAACUACCUCAGCGCUCCUGGGCAGCCUCCAUACCCACCAUCCUCACUCACAGUGCCUUGAACAUUUUACUGCUGCCCUCUCCAACACCAGGCCUCGUGCCUGGCCUGGCAGGUAGUUACCUUUGUUCUCCGCUUGAAAGAUUCCUUGGAUCGGUCAUCAUGAGAAGACACCUUCAAAGAAUUAUUCAACAGGAAACGCUACAAUUGAUAAAUUCCAAUGAACCUGGGGUGAUCAUGUUUAAGACGGAUGCGCUGAAAUGCAGAGUAGCCCUUAGUCCCAAAACCAACCAAACACUUCAGCUAAAAGUGACACCUGAGAAUGCAGGACAGUGGAAACCUGAUGAACUUCAAGUUUUGGAGAAAUUCUUUGAAACAAGAGUUGCGGGACCGCCAUUUAAAGCCAAUACAUUAAUAGCCUUCACCAAGCUAUUAGGAGCUCCUACACACAUCCUCAGGGACUGUGUGCAUAUUAUGAAGCUAGAGCUGUUUCCUGACCAGGCAACACAGCUAAAAUGGAAUGUUCAGUUUUGCCUGACGAUCCCUCCCAGCGCACCGCCCAUUGCACCUCCUGGGACUCCUGCUGUGGUGCUGAAAUCCAAAAUGCUAUUUUUUCUUCAACUAACUCAGAAAACAUCAGUCCCUCCCCAAGAACCUGUUAGUAUUAUAGUUCCAAUCAUUUAUGACAUGGCUUCAGGUACAACCCAGCAGGCAGACAUUCCCAGACAGCAGAACUCUUCUGUUGCUGCUCCCAUGAUGGUCAGCAACAUUCUGAAGAGGUUUGCAGAGAUGAACCCACCACGACAAGGUGAAUGCACAAUAUAUGCAGCUGUUCGUGAUUUAAUGGCUAAUCUUACACUGCCCCCUGGUGGGCGACAAUAGACACUAUUGUUUUUAACCAGGAAGGCUGACAAAUGAGACAAAACAACAAAAGUCUGAAUUCAGCCUUCAGUUUAAAAAGGAAAAUGACUU
Miniopterus natalensis is the source of this 4334-nucleotide messenger RNA. RefSeq names its product mediator complex subunit 14 (gene MED14). The record is from RefSeq and is a predicted model, not a curated record. Lineage: Eukaryota; Metazoa; Chordata; Mammalia; Chiroptera; Miniopteridae. Gene Ontology annotation, biological process: regulation of transcription by RNA polymerase II. Gene Ontology annotation, cellular component: mediator complex; core mediator complex. Gene Ontology annotation, molecular function: transcription coregulator activity.